Cotesia congregata is the source of this 438-nucleotide messenger RNA. NCBI's taxonomy places the organism in Eukaryota, Metazoa, Arthropoda, Insecta, Hymenoptera, Braconidae. The record is from the annotation of a GenBank genome assembly.
UGGUGUAUUAUAAACGGUCUUAAACUAAAUCCUAACAAAACAAAGGCAGUGAUUUUUGGAUCAGCACAAAAAUUGGCCGAUGUUCAGUGUGAAGUGAUUCCAAAUAUAGUUGUAAAUGAUACUAUAGUUGACUAUUGUAAAUCAGUAAAUUAUCGAGGAGUCAUACUUCAAGAUACUCUAAUUUGGUCCUUACAAAUUACUGAGGUUUGCAAAAGUAGCAUGAGAACAGAAAUUCUUGAGCCUCGCUUACGUCGAGGAGAUAUUCGUCAAAACUAUCUUGAGUUAUCGGUUUAUCAUUCAGCGAAGUAUGAAAAAUCAUUCUUGAUAUCUGAUUUUAAAAUCUGGAAUCAAUUACCAGCUGAUUGUACGACGUUACCAACGUUUAUGGAGUUUCGAAUUGCUUGUUAUGAAUAUUUUUUACAAUCUGAUAGAUCAUAG